Messenger RNA from Hypoxylon fragiforme, 1927 nucleotides. RefSeq lists its product as uncharacterized. The transcript has a single exon. The coding region runs from base 463 to 1644 and encodes 393 amino acids. The record is from RefSeq and is a predicted model, not a curated record. NCBI's taxonomy places the organism in Eukaryota, Fungi, Ascomycota, Sordariomycetes, Xylariales, Hypoxylaceae.
UAGGUUUAUAGGUGUUCUCGACGUCCGAGGCAGCUUCCCGGUAGGAUUAACUCACUCACUUCACUACGAGAUUAAGAACUCGUCUCUAUAAAGUUCUUGCUCAAAAGGGAGCACAGACGAGAAUAUUUUGGCUGCUGUGGUAAGCACAAUCUACGAUACUUUCCACCACAGAAAACCUAUUUGCCAGCGACUCAUUUAUUCUUGCCUAAGGCCUCCAGAGGAAAAACUCUGGUAACUACGCAAUCGUUCGCUUGGAAGGUGCUCGACGCUCUUUCUGGAUACUAUUUUCUGUAUUUCAAGUAAAAUCAGAACUACAAAUCCCAUUCUUCUCUCUCUUCUCUCGCUCCCCUCACUUCUACUUUAGAGGCAUUAAUACUUCCAUACAAUCGAAUAUUGUUACAACCUGGAAACCUUUCUCUCAUCAUUCCAUCUUAUUAUUUUAUCUACUUCUAAACUCUCAACAUGAGCAAUUAUCUCUCCCUAAUCCUUAACGGUGAUGGUCCUAGACGGACUGAAAAUGAAGCAGUCGUGGAAUCAAGUAGGACUCCAGACCUACCUGAGCAUUAUACCCCCGACAUGAUCCAAGCUGCCGAGAUCCUCAUGUCUUUAAGAUAUGCAGAAAUAGAAGAGGGAGCACAGGUGCUGGGCUCUAUGCGGGACAACUCAAACACCAAAUCAAUUGAAACUGGCAACAUCGAUCACUCACACCAAUCUGGGUUUAUGAGUAAUAGCUUUCGUGCCAGUUCAGUUUCCUCGGACAAGACCAUCGAUGGAGCCACCAAUGUCCAGAAUUUACCUUUAACGAAAAGUUCUGAACAACAUACAGAAGGUCAUCCUAUGAUAACAGCACACGCAGCACGAAGCAAUGGCCAACAUUUGCCAGAAUCAGCUCCUGAAACCAUGAGCAAAGAUGGCGAUCGGGGACAGAGUGCGAGGCCAAUAUCAAGAACCAAUGCCAACAUUGAUGCUUCGGUGAGCAAGUUCACGGAUGAAAUCACAGCUCCCAUUGGUGGUGAGCCAGCUCGCAAUGCACGGACUAGACGGCGGAGUCGAUAUAUCGAGCAAAAGGCACGGAGACAUGAGGCAGACACGAAAUGGCCUCAAAUCCAAAAUGCCAAACAAUAUAUCGAUAAUAUGGGACAAAAGAAAUCUCACACAGUUGGUACCAGUGGCGAAGUUGCAGAACCGCGUAAAUCGAUCAUAUCUACGAAGGCACGAAGACGGCAAAUAAGCCAAAGAAAUGGUUGGACAACUGGAGAAAUGGACUUGAAAGCCGAUGCCAAUGUCGAUGAUGCUAGCAAGAAUGUUGCAUCUCGAAAGAGACGUCGAGGAAUGGACCAGGCUGGAAACUCUGAGCAGCCAGAAACCCCCACAAAGAAUAGGGCUAUGAUAACCGUGAAAGUGGGAGCGAUCAGUCCCAAACCAACCAAUGCAGGCGAGACACCGGCUCCUGUGUCUACCACCCUCUCACCUAACUCGGAGGACAAUCCUGAUGGCGAAAGCAACUCACGCUCUCCUAAGAAAAGGCGGCGAACACUGGGAUAUGAUCUUGAGUCGGAUUUAGGUAAAAAGUGGGAGGCCCAGAUUGACGAGGAAGGACACAGGCCAGCUAGGAAGGCGAAGAGAGUGUCCAACGUAAUAUAGGCAAGCUGGCUGGAAACCUUGGAAGUUGAAAUGCUGUGGAAAUAGGAAGGAUGGAAAUCAUAUUCGCUACGAGGAGGACGAGUUGCUUUCGCGCAUAGUUAACAGAUACCCAAAUUUUUAUGUAUUCACUGGAAGCAGCCAGGUCAUAUUGCGAUGAGUUUGAUGAUCGUUCGAUGCUGUGUUUAGAAUACACAUAGCUACUAUGCAUGUAUGUAUGUAUAAUAUAUACAUAUAAUUGUUGUUAUUAUAGCGAAUGAGAUGAUGGUCAAGUGAACAUUUCACU